AUGAUUUAAUACAAUUAAUUACUUAAUUAAAAUCAACCAACUAUUCACUAAUAACAUAUUUAAAAAAUAAAUUUCAGUCUUUUCAACACUCAUAUAUAAAUCCAAAUGGUAAAAUUCCAUUUCAACUUUCUUAUUAACUUCAAUUUUUAUUUUACUAUAAAUUCUUAUAUGAUCUUUCCUUAAAAUAUGUCAUUCAUUUCCAAUUAUUUUUUAUAAACAUCUCUAAUUAUUUAUUGUGAAGCUCAAUAUUCCUCAAUUUUAUUCCCUUCUUUUACUAACUCAUCCUUCUUUAUCAUUUAAUACCUUAAAUGCGAUCAUUUCAAUUGUUAUUAUAUGAAAGGCAUCAAUUAAUAUAAUUUCAAAUUUUAACCAUUUCUAAUGGGGAAUUAUUACCCUAUUCAUUUCAUUAUGCUCAAAUAUUGUUAAUAAUUAACCUAUAUUUGA
Paramecium primaurelia is the source of this 444-nucleotide messenger RNA. Lineage: Eukaryota; Ciliophora; Oligohymenophorea; Peniculida; Parameciidae. The record is from the annotation of a GenBank genome assembly.